AUGCGGUGCGAGAUACGUGCGGGUGCAAAGAUCAAGAUCCGGAAGUCGAGGGUUGAAACACCAGCGUGGCACGAUGCAGGUGGAGAUGAUGGGGUGGCGGGUGAGGAACAAGGUGGUGGUAAUGGUGGUAAUGGUGAUGAUGGUGAUGAUGGUGAUGAUGGUGGUGAUGGUGGUGAUGGCUUGACGACGAGACUGAUGAUAAGCCACGGCAACGAAAAGCUGACUAAGCCUAAGAGAAGCGGGAGCGUGUUAACGAGAUUUGCGGCAUUGGACCCCUCUUUUGCUGGCCGUUGUUGCUAG
Ustilago hordei is the source of this 300-nucleotide messenger RNA. RefSeq lists its product as uncharacterized. Bases 1 to 300 code for a protein of 99 amino acids. NCBI's taxonomy places the organism in Eukaryota, Fungi, Basidiomycota, Ustilaginomycetes, Ustilaginales, Ustilaginaceae. The transcript has a single exon. The record is from RefSeq and is a predicted model, not a curated record.